AUGGGAUGGACUCCGUUGAUGUGGUCAGUGUACAAAAAUCAUGUUGAAUGCGUGAAAUUAUUCUUGGAGCAUAAAUCGCACGUGAAUCUGAUCGACGAGGAGGACGGGUUGACGCCGUUGAUAGUGGCGAGUGGGCGGGGCUUUUGCGAUAUCGUGCGCUUGUUGUUGGAGUACGGAGCGCAGGUGAAUGCGUGCGAUAAAUUUGGUAAUACGGCGUUGAUAUGGGCGGCGCGUAAGGGUCACAGGGGCGUGGUCGAAAUGCUGCUGAACGCUGGGUGUGAGUUGGACGCGAUUGGGAUGGUUAUUACUAUUAUUUAUUUUUAUUUUUAUUAUUUAUUACUAUUUUUAUUUAUUAUUAUUUAUUGUAGUUAUUAUUUAUUAUUGUGCAUUAUUAUUAUUAUAUACUGUUGUUUAUUAUUAUAUGUUAUUAUAUAUUAUUAUAUAUUAUUGUAUACUAUUAUUAAUUAUUAUUUAUAA
Anisakis simplex (herring worm) is the source of this 477-nucleotide messenger RNA. The record is from the annotation of a GenBank genome assembly. Lineage: Eukaryota; Metazoa; Nematoda; Chromadorea; Rhabditida; Anisakidae.